Molecule: messenger RNA, 2519 nt
Organism: Culex quinquefasciatus (southern house mosquito)
Lineage: Eukaryota; Metazoa; Arthropoda; Insecta; Diptera; Culicidae
Product: cytochrome P450 307a1
Exons: 3
Coding region: 78-1673 (531 amino acids)
Molecular function (GO): iron ion binding; heme binding; monooxygenase activity
Source: RefSeq, a predicted model, not a curated record
UGGUGCUGGCAAGAUCGCGCAUCUUUCUUACCUCUGUGAAUCUUAGUGCUGAGUUUGUGCUACAGUGAGUGAAAAUCAUGGAAGGGUUCACGGUACUCUUGUUUAGCUCCAAUACCAUCUACCUGCUGGUGGGAUGCUUUGUGGUCACACUGUUUCUGCUUCUGUCGGAAGCUCAUCAAAAAGUGACCGUGAAAAGUGAUCUGGUGAAGUCGGUGUUGAAGAUCGUUAAGGGACAGUGGUGGUCAGUGCUGGAUCAGAAUAACAAUCGUGAGUCAGUGAGAGCCUUGCGAAAGGCGCCGGGUCCGCGCAGUUAUCCGAUCAUCGGAAAUCUGAAGGAGCUGGACGGGUACGAAGUACCGUACCAAGCGUUUAGCGUGCUGGCGAAAAAGUACGGCCCUGUUGUGAAUCUAAAGCUGGGCUUUGUCGAUGCGGUUGUCGUGAACGGUAUCGAUCAUAUCAAAGAAGUGCUGAUCAACAAAGCUCAACACUUUGAUAGCCGACCCAACUUCCGCCGCUACCAGCUGCUGUUUUCCGGAAAUAAGGAAAAUUCUCUUGCAUUCUGUGACUGGUCCGAGACCCAGAAGGCACGCCGUGAUAUGCUGAUCCCGCACACCUUCCCGCGCAACUUCUCCGGCCGUUUCCAUGAGCUGAACAACUUUGUCAACGACGAGAUCAGCUCAAUGUUGGGAGACGUCCGAUCAAAUGAAACCAUCGAAAUUAAGCCAGUUGUGCUGAACAUCUGCGCGAACGUAUUCUCACAGUACUUUGCCAGCCAUCGUUUCGACGUAGAGAACCCCAAGUUCCAAAAGCUGGUGAAAAACUUUGAUCAGAUCUUUUACGAAGUGAACCAAGGUUACGCUGCCGACUUUCUGCCAUUUCUCCUUCCGCUGCAUCACCGUAAUCUGAAGCGCAUGGACCAGUUGGCAGAGGAGAUUCGCGAGAUCAUGCUGGAAACGAUCAUCAACGAUCGGUACAACUCCUGGGUCGAGGGCAACACCGAGAACGAUUACGUCGACAGCUUGAUCAACCAUGUCAAGUCCAAGAUCGGUCCGGAAAUGGAGUGGGAAACGGCCCUGUUCGCGCUGGAGGACAUCAUCGGUGGCCACUCUGCCGUGGGAAACUUCCUGGUCAAAACGUUCGGCUACAUCAUCCAGCACGCCGAGGUUCAGCAGAAGAUCCAAGCCGAGGUAGACCGCGUCCUGGAGGAGGGUGGCAAGCAGUGCGUGGAUCUGUCCGAUCGUAACCAGAUGCCGUACACGGAAGCUGUCAUCAUGGAGGCGCUGCGGCUGAUUGCUUCCCCGAUCGUGCCACAUGUCUCCAACCAGGACAGCCAAAUUGGAGGUUUUGACGUGCCGAAGAACACCCUGAUCUUCCUCAACAACUACGACCUCAGCAUGUCCGGCGACCACUGGGAGCAGCCGGAAGCGUUCAUGCCAGAGCGCUUCCUCCAGAACGGGCGCCUCGUCAAGCCGGAUUUUUUCAUCCCAUUUGGCGCCGGACGGCGGUCCUGCAUGGGCUACCGAAUGACGCAGCUCAUCAGCUUCUCCAUCAUUGCCAAUAUGCUCCGAUCGUACACGCUGGCGCCCCUCAGCGGCCGCUCCUACUUUGUUCCGGUAGGAUCGCUCGCAAUGCCAGAGAAGUCAUAUGAAUUUCAAAUCAGUCCUCGACAUUGAAUCCCACACAACCGACUCACACGCACAUUGCCACAAAAAUUCAUUCAGUGUUUCAUUUGUAACGCGUCUCUAUCGGUUCAGAACGGAAAGUAAGCAAUACUCGCUAUUCUCGAUUUGUAAUUUAAUUUCAUUCAGAUCGCUACACUCCUCGAUCCCACUCCUCAUUCAAUGUGCGAACGCGUCCGCCAAAAACAGAACUGAGAACGCUACCGCAUACCAGAGUCCUUCCAGAGCUCCUCCAGAUAUCCCAUUUCCUUUCCCCUUAAAUAUCCACGCCCCCUUUCGUGUAUAAGCCUGUAAGUCCCACAUUAAUGACCUAAUUCAAGUGCUCGUUUAUGUACGCGCGCACAGGAGUUGAUGUGUAAUGUAACUGAAAUUGCAAAAGUAUUCACUGUAUUAUUAUUAUGAACACAUUUGCAUUUGAUCUUUGCCUGUGAUGUAACGAUGGUGGACCACACCGGAACUCGUACGAUUGAUCCGGUGUACUGAGAGAAAGUGAGAGUGAAUCAAUUAUUUGUAUAGCUCGUAAGGCAAAACCUACACACACUGUGACUAGUUGUAAGCUUAGCUUGUUUGUGUUUAUUUUAUUCCCCGCUUCAACUGACUAUUAGGUAGCUCGAUAUUUCCAUUAUGUAAAUUUGCAACUUGUUGUUAAACUAAGUUCGACAAAUGCGACUAAGAGAGUAAGUGCAAAAGCGUUUGCCAAAGAUUAAGCGAAAGCAACAAUUUGACGGUAGAGAUUGGUGUACACAAACGUGUGGUAGGGUCUGAAUUUCAAAUUGAUCGAUUCUAGCAUUAUGAAUUUUAAUUUAAGUGCUUUAGCUUUGAGCUCUGCCAGUAGUGUUU